AUGCCUCGCAACAGCGGCCCACGCAAGCCCACCUUGAAGCAGCUGGCCAAGCAGAAGGCGAAGGACGAGAAGACCCGUUUGCGCAACGAGGCGUCGUUCGCAUCCGCAGUACAAAACUCGAAAAGUACUAUAUUGGACGUGGAUCUGAGGUUCAUCAAUGACACGCUGAACAACAAUCCUACCUGGAUCAGCCCCCUCGCCGGACUGAUUCGCUCGGGCUCCCUCAAUGGGCUUCUGAAGGACGUUGCUCGGAAGGACGAAACCGGUGGACUACGAUGGAAGGGCAAGGCCCACAAGUGGGGUCAGUUGCCGGUCGAGAUGUGCGUGCUCAUGCUGCAGAAUUGUGGUGUUGAGCUCACGCAGGACAUUUCGGAGGACGAAGACGUAGUUCGCGUUCUGUUUGAGUCGCAGUUCUGGGUUGCAGCAGGAACACCUCUGCCCAACCGGUCGGACAUUCGCUUUCAGUCCACGUUGGCCAAGUUAGCGAAGGCCCGGUUGGACGAGGUUAAGCGGAACUACGUGGCAGCACUCAACUCGACGGACUCUCUGACGUGUGACACCUCGAGGUACGAGAUCUGGUCUCUCGACUCGCCGUCCAACGUCCUCACCUGCCAUUGCUUUGGCAGGACUUCGCGGGGCGGACUAGCGCAGGACUUCGUCGUGGGCAAGUCCAAGCUGACUUGCGAGCUCCCUGUUCUUCCCGAAAAACGGGAAUGGCAGCUCAGCAAUAAAUUCGCGGUGGACUGUAUAGUUUCCGAUGGACGGACUAACUCGUUGUUCCACUUCGAAUGUGCUAGCUUUUUUCCUGGUUUGCCGGACUUCAAGAAGAAGUGGGAGUACCAACUGUCGGACGGAGACUCGACGGAGAAGCUGCAGGAGGAGGUCCAGUCGCACUUCCUCCAGAGUUCUUAUUCCCAAAAGAAACAGGAAGAGCAUCUUGCAGCCCAGACUAGGAAACGCAAGGCAACUUCGCAGGACAUCCCGGCGGGCAACGAGGAUCAGGACGCAUCCGACAUGGACAUGGAGCAGAGCACGGGUGGCAUGACAGAUCAGGCUGAUGUGGCAGGACCUCUCGACACUGUCAGACCAGGCUGUACGGAGUUUGCCACGUCGACCUUUGCAAUGCUUGCACUUUUGCAUCAUUGGCAGCAGGGCACACGGAAAGAUGCCAAGUGGAACAAGCCGCUAACGGACGUAAGCAAUGUCGCCGGUCAGUUGUUGCAGAGCAUGGCUUCCUUGUUUUUGACCGAGGAGCAAAGCUUCACUUUCUGGUGGGACGACAGAAGACUAACCCUUACAUUCGCGGGAGGUUCGCUGGACGUUGAGACAGUGACAAAGGAGUGGACGUCCCUCGAGAAGACACUGUCGAAGGACCGAUCGGGCUUUCUGCAGGUGCUGGAGGAUGUUUCUUAUGAUUGCACAAGGCGGACAAUUGGGGAGAAGCGCAAAGAAGGCAGCCUGAGGCUCAAAUGCCACAUGCUGGAGGCUCUGGCACAAGCGGUGGACUCGUCGGACAACACCCAUUCUUGCUGGUCUUCCUUGAAUCUGAAGCAGAUCAUGCAGCUGAGGAGUGCCGCUGGAUAUCGUAAGUCGUCGUCGUCUUUCCGACAAGACGUGGCCGUGUCAUCUAAUGCCACCCGCAGAACACUCACAGCGACAUUGCAGGGACACGCUUUCAGCGUCGUGGACACCCCGCAGGACGACGAGGAGAAGAAGAUCAAGAAGAUGGUCUCCAAUGAUGCACAUAGGCUAGCCCGUAUGGAGCGAUAUGCCUAUGUCCAACACGGCAAGUCGCAGUUCCAAUCGACGGACAUUCUUUGUGUGGUCGCGGAUGCAGUGCACGUUGGCAGUGAGGAUUGGCUGAACGUCAUGCUCUACAACCACACGACGGACAAAGUUUGGGUAUGCCCGCCGCAGGCUGGCCUCCAACCAGAAGUCUUUGGUUUCCUUUUGGUCAUGAGUAGGUACGCCGUCCAGCAAGACAGCACUUUGACGAGGGAGCAGUGGCAAGCCAUGUGGAGCAAAAGUGGCAACAAAUUUUUCGGCCAAGAGCACUUUGUCGUGGAGGGUGAUAGACCGGAGGAGCUGGAACGACAGGCCACUUUAACGUGGAUGCAGGACAUGAACCAUGCAUUGCAGGCCGUUGGCUGGACAUUUGGCAAGUGUCAGCACCAAGCCCCGCAGGACGAAAUCACGACGGACAAGCCGCAGAGACGACGUGCACCCAUCAUGGUUCUUUGUACGGACCAGGAGGCCACACAACUGGCAGCGUCACACAACGACGUGGCCUUGGCCUUGUCGGGCGCCGGACUCUUGAAGUUCUCCACGUGGUGCAUCUCGCUGUACAACCUGAGGUACGGGCCCUGGCAAAAGGGCAGCUGGGCGAAAAAGAUUCAGCGAGCCGCAGACCACAUGAAGGAGAACAUGGACUCGUCGGACCCUAUAUUGCUCCUCUUCUUCCCGGACAUUUUGUCGGACAUGGGCCUCUCCCCGUUGGACAACAACACGGAGGAGGCACGCAGGACGUUCCUGCAGACACUACCCGAGAAGGACUGCAUCCGCAUCAAAGGCACCAAGGCCAGCAAGAGUCGCUUCAAUUCUUUGACGACGGCCCACGCUGCACUGGACAAAGAGUGGUCGGUUUUGGCGUUAGUUCUCACGGUGGUCUGUCUCGAACACAAAUGGACGGUUUCCACGAAGGACCUCUUCUCGCCGGACAACAAUAUGGCCCGUGCCUCCGACCCACAUGGUGGAAGCAAGACUUCUGCACGGAAGGAGGCAAAAGAGGGCAUGGACACGGAGCGGCAGGGCAGUGCCAAUAGCCUACACAUGAUGACGAAGUUCAUGAUCUCGCAGGACAACAAGACGACGGCCCGACUCAUGUUCCAAGUCUUGCAACCUGAAGAGCUUCGCUGUUCCCUAAUGCUGAAGCAGCUGCGUUCCAAGAACAUGACGCUGGAGUACUACGCUGGCUGGGCACAUUGGUCUUGGAUAAGCACUGCCAAAGACCAUCUGCGGACCUGGUCGGACUUGGAAGCCUUGUCUCGUCUCGGACUGGACUUGACAGUCGCGCGUAGUCUGCCUGCAGACGAACCGGAGCUUUUGUGGCAGGACACACUCGCUGAGCAAAUGACUCGGUUGACACAUCAGGUGCUGCGGCUGCGAGCUGGCGCACAGCUAUACCACACAGGUGGUUUUGGUGCUACCGCAGGACUAGUCCAUGGAAAUGAUGCGUUCCGACGGUCUAGCUUGGGUUUUUUUAAGGAGAUCGACUCUUGCAUCAAGGACACAGUCACCGGUGGUUCCCGCAUGGCUAAAAAAUUACUCGAAGGUCAUUUCUCCCAAGGCCAGGUCUGUCAGUACAUCCUCGCAGAGCUUUCCGCCCAGAGAUUUCAGCACAUCAGUGACGACCUCCAGCAUGUUUUGACGAACAUCUGGUCUGGACUUCUGAACACAAAGAUCAUCGAGGAUUGCAAUAAAGUGCAGAGGGAGGCCGAGCAGCGACAUCGUUCCUCCAAGGACUUGGGUCGCUUGGACGGUUGGAAGGCUGUGACCCAAGCAAAAGUCAUCGCGAUGUACGAGAGGGUCGAGGCACAAACCAGAGAACUCUGCCACACUCCCACCUCUUUCGACCCGAACAGCCUCUUCACGAAGACUGCCGAGAAGAAAGUCUUACAACGAGCCCGUCGUUCCACCUCGUCGGUCAGCUCGCAGGUCAGUGCCUCCGAGGUGGCGGAGGCACAGCUUCUUGGAGAUGUGACAAAGCGCAGGGACUGGGUCUCCCAUAACCAUGUCGAGGAACAAGAGGUUCUGGCUGCUUUCAGUUUACUGAUGAAAGCAUGGAGGGCUAAGCGAUGGGCACUCUGUGAGGACGGCUGGUGCUCUGGACUCCUACCCGAAGGACAUGUCGUCGUUGUUUCUGACAACCCGUUGUACAUCGUUCGGACAUAUCGCUUGGCUGCACUGGCAUGGCCUGGCAAGAUCAUCAAGGACAAGGAUCAUGAAUUUUUCCAAUUCCACAUGGAUGUUCCAUCUUUAUAUUGGUUGCAUAGCACGUCAGUGGAAAUG
Molecule: messenger RNA, 4068 nt
Organism: Symbiodinium necroappetens
Lineage: Eukaryota; Dinophyceae; Suessiales; Symbiodiniaceae
Source: the annotation of a GenBank genome assembly